Messenger RNA from Harpegnathos saltator (Jerdon's jumping ant), 5423 nucleotides. It is a transcript of the gene Frl, whose product is annotated as formin-like protein. The record is from RefSeq and is a predicted model, not a curated record. Gene Ontology annotation, molecular function: actin filament binding; small GTPase binding. Bases 662 to 3928 code for a protein of 1088 amino acids. Gene Ontology annotation, cellular component: cytosol. Gene Ontology annotation, biological process: cortical actin cytoskeleton organization; regulation of cell shape; cell migration. The transcript has 17 exons. Lineage: Eukaryota; Metazoa; Arthropoda; Insecta; Hymenoptera; Formicidae.
GAGUCGUACGAGCGGCUGCGAGCUCGGGCGGUGCAGAUGCUGCGAAAGUCUCGUCCAGAGUGCGCGUCGCGGGUGAAGCUGUGUCCGGAGCGUACUACGGCGUGCUACGGAACCGUCGCCGCUGCCAGGAUCGCGCGCGCGAUCCUUCGCGAGAGUUCGUGGGAGUCUCGGUGCCCGGCGCGAUGGACGACCGCCCGGCGAUACCUGUUGCGCGACUCGAUCCGGUCCGGUUCGCGUCGCGUGUCCGCCGGUCCUCCUCCUCCUCCUAAGGAGUCCUCUCCGCCGAGACCGCCGGCUACCGCGAGGAUACUGCGGAUGAUGCAUCGUUGCGUUCGCGUUUCCCGUCCCGUUGACGUUUCCCCGUGCUAGACGACGCGAGUUUGUGUGCGCGAGUUCUUGUGCCAGGCGCGCCCGCCAACGCGUCGCCGACGGCCGCCGCGUCGUCCUUCCGCUUCGCGAGUGCCACACAACAGUCGCGCGGCGCGCGAGCCAGCUCUCAGCCGCUGACGAUUCAUCGAGGGAGCGACGAUAGUCUCGGCCAACGGAGCGAGAACAAGGAACACGCGCUCAACGCGACAGCGAGGCUGAGAGCAAGAGCGAGAGAGCGAGAAAGAGAGAAGAAGAGAAAGAGAGAGAGAGAGAGAGAGGGAAACGAAGCGCUAUGGGCAUCGUGCAGAGCAGCCGCAGCGGCGAGAGCGAUGGCGGUGUGCGCGAGGUAUUCGUCGGCGGUGUCAAGGCCGGCGUGCCUCAUCACUCGUGUCAACCCAGCCUCGGCAUGGGCAGCCUGGGCGGACCGCACGCACGCAGCGGUAGCGUACGUAGCGCGCCGAGACAACCGAUGCCGGACGCCGCCGAGCUCGAGAGACGUUUCACCAAAGUGCUGGCCUCCAUGGACCUGCCGCCGGACAAGGCGAAGCUUUUGAAGCAGUACGACAACGAGAAGAAAUGGGACAUCAUCUGCGACCAAGAACGAGUGCAGGCCAAGGAUCCACCGGCCCAUUACUUGGCGAAAUUGCGCACCUAUCUGGAUCCCAAAGCAUCACGAAGCCAUCGAAAAAGGAAAAUGGUCGGGGAAUCCACGUCUACCCAAGUACUACGAGACUUAGAAAUAUCCUUGCGCACAAAUCACAUUGAAUGGGUGAGAGAGUUCUUGGACGAAGAAAAUCAAGGCCUGGAUGCUUUGAUAGACUAUCUCAGCUUCAGGCUAUUGAUGAUGCGGCAUGAGCAACGGCUCUUGGAAUCUCAUACGAGUUCUGAGGAAAAAUUACAAACCGCCAGCACCGGUGGUGACACCUCGCCGUUGAACAACGGAUGCCUGAGGCCACCUCUUCACGAGCUGAAAGACAGCCCCGGUGUCAAGAGGAGAUCCAGACAUGUGGCGCGUCUGAAUAUGGGUGAAGCGAAGGACGACAUUCAUGUUUGCAUACUCUGCAUGCGUGCUAUCAUGAAUAAUAAAUACGGAUUUAACAUGGUUAUCCAACACAGAGAAGCUAUCAACUGCAUCGCACUGAGCUUAAUCCAUAAGAGUCUGAGGACGAAAGCCCUCGUGCUGGAGCUGCUCGCCGCAAUCUGCCUGGUGAAGGGUGGCCACGAGAUCAUCCUGUCGGCGUUCGAUAACUUUAAGGAAGUCUGUUGCGAGAGGAGAAGAUUCACCACGCUCAUGGCGUAUUUCACGCAGUACGACAGCUUCCAUAUAGAAUUUAUGGUCGCUUGUAUGCAAUUCGUCAAUAUCGUCGUGCAUUCGGUCGAGGACAUGAACUUCAGGGUGCACCUGCAAUACGAGUUCACGAAGCUCGGAUUGGACGAGUAUCUCGAGAAGCUCAGGCAUACGGAAAGCGAGGAUUUACAGGUCCAGAUCUCGGCUUAUCUAGAUAACGUAUUUGACGUAGCUGCCCUGAUGGAGGACAGCGAAACUAAGACUGCAGCGUUAGAAAAAGUAGCGGAAUUAGAGGACGAGCUCGGCCAUGCGCACGACCGGAUGGCAGAGAUAGAAAGGGAGUCGCUGGCGAAGUUGGCGGAGUUGGAGACCGAAUUGGGCGCGCUGAAAGUAGAAUACGCCGACGCCUUGGAAACGCGUAGGCUAGUGGAGGAAGAACUCACGGCUCUCAAGAGGCAGAGGCAGGAUUCCGCCCGGAGGCAGAGCGUCUUGGAGAACAAGAUUAUCGAAUUGGAGACUCUCACGGGCACGCUCACGAAAGGCUCGUCAGUUGCUAGUCUACGAAACGGAACCGCGACGAGCCCCCUGAGCAAUUCGGACAACGUGACAUCCUCGCCGUUCACGUCGACGCCAUCUCCGACGUCAGACCAAGCGCCCCCGCCGCCGGCUCCGGCGCCGCCGCCACCACCACCACCGCCGUGUCCACCGCCGCCUCCUAUGGCUCCUCUCUCUCCCGGAGAUCAUAAGUUACCGCCACCUGCGCCGAUACCUCCGCCACCCGCUGGCAUGAUGCAAGCGCCCGACGGAGCGAUGACUAUUAAACGAAAAGUCCAAACAAAGUACAAACUUCCUACGCUUAAUUGGAUCGCUCUGAAACCUAACCAAGUGCGAGGUACUAUCUUCAAUGAACUGGACGACGAUCGUCUCCACAACUACAUUGACUUCUCGGACUUCGAAGAGCGAUUUAAGAUCGGCAUGAGCGGCCAUGUGGCGAACGGUAACAACGAGAUCGACGGACUCCAAAGCUUUCCCAGCAAACGAUUCAAGAAACCGGAGAACGUAUCGCUUUUGGAGCACACGAGACUGCGAAAUAUCGCUAUAUCGCGCCGAAAGAUGGAAAUGCCAGUCGAGAAAGUGAUAAUGGCAGUGAACGCUCUUGACUUGAAAGUCCUCUCGCUCGAAAAUGUCGAAUUGUUGCAACGUAUGGUACCUACGGACCAAGAGAUAAAGGCUUACCGCGAGUAUAUCAUAGAGAAGAAGAACGUCAACCUGUUGACAGAGGAAGAUAAGUUUUUGAUGCAACUCGGUAAGGUAGAGAGGAUAUCUACCAAAUUGUCAAUUAUGAACUACAUCGGAAACUUUUUCGACAAUUUACACCUUAUUACGCCACAAAUACAUGCUGUGAUAUCUGCGUCCAGUUCGGUUAAGAGUUCAAAGAAGUUAAGAGCAGUAUUAGAGAUCAUUCUUGCCUUCGGAAACUAUCUGAACAGUAGCAAACGGGGCCCCGCGUACGGCUUCAAGUUACAAAGCUUAGAUACGUUAUUGGAUACGAAAUCGACAGAUAAAAGGAUGUGCCUUUUGCAUUAUAUCGUCGCCACCAUACGAGUUAAAUUCCCGGAACUUAUUAAUUUUGAAUCGGAGCUGAUGUACAUCGACAAAGCGGCAACAGUUUCGCUGGAGAAUAUAACGACCGAUGUGCACGAGCUGGAAAAAGGCAUGGACCUCGUGCGGAAAGAAUUCGAGCUACGUGGCAAAGAGAAGCACAAUACGGUACUACGCGACUUCCUGAACAACUCCGAGGAGAAGUUGCGGCGUUUGAAGCUCGACGCACGCACCGCGGGCGAGGCAUUCCGGGAGUGCGUCGAAUUCUUUGGGGAAAGUCCAAGGCAGGCUGACGCUAACACCUUCUUCUCCCUUCUUGUUAGAUUCGCGAGAGCAUUUAAGGCUGCGGAUCAAGAAAAUGAACAGCGUCGUAGAUUGGAAGCUGCUGCUGCGGAAGCUUUGAAUGCGUCGGAAGAAGUAAUAAAACGUAAUAAAUUAAAUCAGAAGAAGCAACAGGAUGCUGUUAUAAAUGAACUGAAGAACAAGACACGAUUAGUGCAAGAGAAGAAGCUAUUGCAGCAGGACGAGGUGUAUAAUGGUGCCCUGGAGGAUAUCCUUCUCGGUCUUAGAUCUGAACCGUAUCGCAGGGCGGACGCGGUGAGACGUAGCCAACGACGGCGCAUCGAUAAUCAUAGACUCUCACGCACUGCCGAAGAGCUCGAGCUAUAAUUUGCAUUUCCACACGUCUAUAAAGUGCUUCAAUUCUAAAGAAGAAAUGCCUUGCAACGAUGGACCGCAACGAUCGACGUUUCAUUGUAACUCAGCUUGACGCGGACGCCAACGGAAUCAACGAGAGAACACCAAUCAUCAAUUAACUUGAUACUAACUUGUAAGAGGGAGAGGGAGAGGGAGAGAGGGAGAGGGAGAGAGAGAGAGAGGGAGAGAGAGACAGACAGACACAGCACAGUUAGAUACGCUACUUAUAUACCGCCUAACUUUUGGAAGCUUCUUUUACGACCGGUAACGCUUUGUCACGAAAAUACAAAUUCACGAAAAACCGAACGACAAUAUAUCAUCCGGUACGUCCAAUUAGACUGGACUUUUCGUGCACGAGUCAUUUAGUGGUGCUGAAAGUUCAAUCGUUAUGAACUUUGGAUUUACGCAAGCUUUAGGAUACGUAAAUUUCUCGAACGCAUUAAUAAUAUACGGAGCGGCAACGGCACGUAGAAUUACGCUCUGUAUUUAUACAAAGUACUAAUGAUCUUUGUACGCAUAGUGUUAUAACGAGAAUCUUAUAGUUAAAAUCGUAUAAUUCCCCUUUCAAUCUAGCAUAAUAGUGUAUUGUUAAUGCAUAUCUCUGCAGCAUUUCUAGAGCAAUUCCUUUUGGCAUCGUUCGUCGUGUUUGCGUAAAAAGUUACUGCGUAUUUACAAAUUUCAACAAUUUACUGUUUCUUCCUGUUCUCAUUCUUUGUUCGACAAAUAAGAUAUGUAAACGUGAAAUUAUUUAAACUUGGUUGUUGUUGAUUGUUAUACGUAUAUUGAAGAUAUUUAUCAUUUUUCAUAUCAAAUGAAUACGUUGAUUCAAUGGAUUGUUUAUAUCUUUUAUUCCAAGCAAUCACUGUACGAAGUGAACGAAACGUAUAAUCUUUAGCGUAAGUUCGUGUUUGGAAUCGUUCUAGGGAGCAGUCGCAGGUUUUAAGAAAUUUACGAGUAUCUGUGACAUUCCAACGACGUGUAACGCAAGCCGGGUAAUUCGUUACAUGGGAAUUACAUUACAGGUUGUAUCCAGGUUGAAAAAAUGGGAGAACGACAGCUUUCCACAAAACCCGAAAAUAAGUGUCCACAUUUUCGUAUCACGAGUAGGUUGUAACAAUGUAUUUUCUUGCAACGGAAAUAAUUAAGGUCAUACGUAUAUAUUACAGAAGUGAUAAUUGACUACGUAUAAUAUUCCAUGUGUAACUUUCCGCGAUUCAACGUUACAGUUGAAAAUCCGUUAUGAAGCGUGUAAGUCGUUACGCAGCGCGAACGAAAGUGAGAUUUACAGUUGCCUCAAAUCGUUUGGAUGUUUUUUCGGAAAUGGCAUUUUUGCGAAAUACUUGCUACAUUCCUCAAACACCUCACACUCUGUCGAGAAUACUUAUAACGCACUAACAAGUAACAAUAGUAUUUUAUACUAUAUCGUAAUAAUCGACAUGUACUAAGCUAUAAAACUUACAAGAAGACA